AUGUCAACAUCGGAAUCGGAACCAGAGUUCGACGAUAAUCCCUUCGAUGAUAUUAUGGAUGAUGAACUCGUCGAUAUUAAUGAUGAUGAUGAUGAUAAUAAUGAUUACGAAGAUGAUUACGAUUUCGAUGAUACUAAUCAUUUUACGAAAUUAAUUAAUGCUAUAUUGAGACAAGCUCGACUUGAUGGUUUUGAAAUUCCUUCAGUCAAUAUCCCUGCGAAUUAUGCUGCUCGUACAGCAAUGACUUCUAAUCUACAUGAUUUAACAAUGGUAAAUACGUCUGCAGCAUUUGUCAAUGAUUCGCUUCGAAUGUAUUUGACAGCUCCACCCCUAGUCCGAAAAAAGCCAAAUACAGAAAAGUAUUGUUUCACAUCUGAUCUUAUGUCUGAUGAGUCUGAAAAGAAAGUCUCAACAAAUUCAGCAAUCUAUGUUGGAAAUCUGCCUCCUAAUAUUGCAUGGAAAGACUUGAAAAAUUGGUUCAUCGAGCAAGGUUAUCCCGUCAACCACGUCGACAUGAAAACAAAUAAGGUAGGAGUAGAUUUAAGAUUUAACUUGUUACUGAUACAGAUUGUUGUCAAUUAUUUUCAGAAAGGUGCACGUUAUGCUUUUGUUCGUUUCGAUUCAAUUCAAACAGCGUUGGAAGUUGUAUAUGCCAGUACAGUAAAAUCAAAAACAUUUGUUUUCAAAGGCCAACAACUGCAUAUCAACCAUUCUCAUAAUAAACCUUUUCGACAGCCUAAAAAUACUCCGAUAAUUAGAACAACAACAACAAGCGAUAACAUAUCUAAAAGCAUACAUUUGACAAUCACAGAUAUUCACUAUGGAACGCUCAUUACAGGGGCAGCUAUGAGAAAUAUACAAACAGAAAACACUACUGUUUCAAAUGACAGCAAAUGCGGCAUCAUUGCCCACCGUCUUUUAACCGAUAAAUGCAUAAGUAUGAAUCUGAGUAUCGAUGCGGACAAGAAAAAAAUAGCUAUUAUUGGUAAUUUCCAGUUGGGUCAUACGGACUAUUUUGAUUCUGCUACUACACUAACAUUUGAAUGGAAUUUCCUAGACCUGAAAUCGAGAAAAAUAAGUCCGGUAUUAAUUAAUCAGGGCGAAGUAUUUUUACUUGUGGAACUGAAACGGCCUCCAAUAAUUUUUCAAACGCAAACUACAUCGAAUAUGAUUGGUGACGAAUCCGAUGAGAAACGUUUACCUGGUUGGGGACUUAUUGGCUAUGCUAAUGCAUGGCUCUUCAAAUUAUUGCCAAAUAAUCAGCACGAUGAGUAUCUGAAGUUAUUUGAAAUCCUGCGUCGAUAUAACUUAUCGCCAAGACAGUUCUCUGAAUACAAUAUUAUGCAUUUAGUUGAAAGAACAGAACAUGCACGAAAGCAUCUCGAAUCGAUUCCACUUAUAUCCAACGAUGAAUGGAUAAAAGGAAAUCAAGCAAAAGUAGAUGAUUUUUUUAAUCGUCGAUGGCCAUCAUAUCCUUUCGAAACAAAGUUCGAAAUCAUGAAACUAAUUUCAAAACGUAUUAUCACAGUUAAUGAUUUAAUCGUUGAUGAGCAAGCCGAAAAUCUCUUAAAAUUAUGCUCUAUUAAUACAUUGAUAGCUCUUACAGGUAAAUGUCAAAAUCAAAACUUGUAUUUCACUACACAUAAUGGUGCAUAUGUUUUUACAGAUAAAAUUGUUGAAAUAGCUCCUCGACGGUUUACAACAAUAUGUGACCACGAAUAUGAAGAUUGGAAUCAUGAAAAUUGGCAAGACGAACCGCAUGUAGAAAUAGAAAGAAACCAAAAGCGAACCAACAUUAAAGAGCUUCGUACGGAUGAUCGAUUCAUAUCCAAGCAUAUUCGCUUAUGUGCUACUGGAUCAGUCGUUAAUAAUACAGAUACUGAUAUUGCAUCUUUGAAAACAGGGAUAGCAAAUUUUUCAUUAGCACCAAGCAAAUGUCACAUUGGAAUAUUUAGUCGUUUUCUAAUUUCUGCAUUUCAAGAACUACUAAAAAAAUAUGAGCUUUGUCAAAUAACAACGACGAAAAUUUAUGUUACUAAACUUGAAUUACGUACUGCAAGUGUUGAUCCAUUUUUAAUGCGGAAGAUCUACAUUACACCAUCAACUAUUCUUUAUGAAGGUCCGUAUCGUGAGGAAAAAUGUGCCGUAACACGACAGUAUGUACAACAUCAAGAUCGAUUUCUCCGUGUAACUUUUCGCGAUGAAGACUAUCGUGUGUUACAUAAUUAUAAUGAUAAUAUGACGAAAAUAUAUGAACGCAUCAAGAAAAUCUUGAUAAACGGAGUGAAUAUAUGCGAUCGACAUUAUGAAUUUUUAGCGUUUUCAAGUUCACAGUUACGUGAACACUCCUGCUGGAUGUUUGCUAGAGCUGAUGAUGAUAUAACGGCGGAUUCGAUUCGUGCAUGGAUGGGAGAUUUUCGAAAUGUUCGCCCAGUAGCUAAACUAGCUGCUCGUUUAGGGCAAUCGUUUUCGACAAGUGUAAAAGGUAUUCAACUUGAAAGUAUUCAACGGAGAGAAAUAUCUGAUUUCAAAAAAAUGGAAAUACUCGGUGAACAUUCACGUGAACAUUGUUUUACGGAUGGCAUCGGUAUUAUUUCACGGACAUUUGCAAAACGAUUAGCUCAACAAAUGAAGUUGCCUCAAAAAGUUUGUCCAUGUGCAUUUCAGAUUCGUUGCGGAGGCUAUAAAGGCAUGGUCUGUUUGGAUAUUGCUAAUAGCAUCACUGAUUCUAAUGUAAACGUCUAUUUUCGUGGUUCCAUGAAAAAAUUCGAUGCAAAUAGUUUUUCCAUUGAUGUUGUACGUACGUCACUUAACCCGUCAGUUGCUUAUCUAAAUAGGCAAAUUAUUCUUCUUCUAUCAUCUCUUGGAAUUCCAAAUGAUAUUUUUAUUUCGUUCCAAGAUGAAAUGCUACAACAGUUAGCAGCAUUAACAGGAAAUUCAUAUGAGGCACAGAAAGCAAUAAAAGAAUUAAAUGAAUUUGGUGGCAAUGGGUAUCUUGCAUUUCUGAUAGCAUAUUUAAAAAGCUUAGACGAAAAAAAAGAUCCAUUUGCUCGCCAACUUCUUUUUGCUUUUCAAGCAUUUCUGGUUAAAGAAUUGCGAACAAAAGCAAAAAUUCAUGUACCAAAUUCAUGGUGUUUAUUGGGAGUAAUAGACGAAACACGGACACUCAACUAUGGUGAAGUUUUUAUUCAAAUAGAUAAUAGUCAUCAACAGAAAGAAAAUUCUCGAAAACAAAUUCUACAAGGCCCCGUAGUAGUAACACGAAAUCCUUGUUUUCAUCCCGGUGACAUACGAAAGCUAACCGCCGUUGAUCUACCAGCUUUGCACGAAUUAAAAAAUGUGAUUGUUUUUCCUAUGCAAGGACCUCGUCCUCAUCCUAUGGAAAUGUCAGGUGGAGAUCUGGAUGGUGAUACAUUCUGGAUAAGUUCGAAUCCAAAUUUAAUAUUUUCAAAAAAUGAAAAACCAUUUGAUUAUCAAGAUCAGGAAGACCAAGCUAAUAACGAAACAAAAUCACUUACAAAUGUUCAAUAUACCAUUCAGAACGUGUGUGAUUUUUUUGGUGAAUACAUUGCAGCUGACAAUCUCGGUCUUAUUGCUAAUCGGCAUUUGGCUUUUGCCGAUCAAUUAAAAGAGGGCGUCAAGCAUGAUAAAUGCCUUCAAUUAGCUAGAAUGCACAGUGUGGCUGUUGAUUUCGCUAAAAAAGGAAUCAGUGCACCUCGUCUUUCAUCUGAACUUCGCCCUCUUACGUAUCCACAUUAUAUGGAAAAGAAAGACAAGGAGUCCUAUCAGUCAAAAACAGUUCUUGGCCUAAUUUAUGACAAAGUCGCAAAUUACAGUAGUAAUUUAUAUAUAAAUCAAGAAUACGAGAUUGACGCUACAUCAUCAUUUCCCUAUCGAUCUUUCUUUGUUAAUGGAAGCGAUACAUAUAUGCGAGAUGCUCGCGUCAUCAAAGGUGAAUAUGAUCGAGAUCUGAAAAGACUUAUGCGACAGUACGGUAUUAGAAAUGAAGCUGAAGUUGUUUCGGGUUAUAUUCUUCAAUUUACUUCAAAACAAUAUGCAAAAGAAACAAAAAAUUUAUUCGAUUUAAGAAAUGAAAUUACACAUGCCUACAGAGUUAUACAAGAAAAACACUUACAUUUGUUUUGGGAAGAAUUCUAUCAAGUAACAGAUGAAUCACAAGUCAAACAAGUUAAAUGGUCUGAAGCAUCGAAAGAAUUAACAUGGAAAAAUCAGAUUGAUACAUUAGAAUUUUAUGAGAAAUUAUCAGUAAUGGAGGAAGCAAAGAAAAAAGCAUCCGCUUGGUUCCAUGCCACUUAUGAACCAUGGAUAAUCAAAAUAAACAAAUAUAGAAAAAGCCAAAAGAAAAAACCAAGCUUGGUUAAAAAUAAUCAACAAACAGAAGAACCAAAAUGUCUCGACGACCUAUUUAGUUUUGCUUGGAUAGUCUAUCCUGUGUUAAUGAAAAUUUACGAUGAAACUCAAAACAAUGCUGAAUCGAAUUCAAAAAGAAAGAAGAAAAAUAAAAAUAAAAAUAAACAAAAAAAUAUUCCUAUUGUACCGAAAAACAAUGAUGCAUAA
Messenger RNA from Rotaria socialis, 4578 nucleotides. The record is from the annotation of a GenBank genome assembly. NCBI's taxonomy places the organism in Eukaryota, Metazoa, Rotifera, Eurotatoria, Philodinida, Philodinidae.